Messenger RNA from Culicoides brevitarsis, 1274 nucleotides. RefSeq lists its product as uncharacterized. The transcript has 2 exons. The coding region runs from base 65 to 976 and encodes 303 amino acids. Gene Ontology annotation, cellular component: cytoplasm. The record is from RefSeq and is a predicted model, not a curated record. Lineage: Eukaryota; Metazoa; Arthropoda; Insecta; Diptera; Ceratopogonidae.
UUAUUUUUUGUUUUGAUUCGAUAUUUUAUUUUUGUUUCAUUAUUUUUUAUUUAUUUUUUGUUCAAUGAUUUUUAAAAAUUUACUUUUAUUUUUAAUUUUUUGUGUCAAACUUUUCUCGUGUGAAGAGAAAGCAUGGAGUGGCCCAUGGUUUCCUCGAAAUCCAAACGAAAAACAUUCCAAAGUAGAGGAAAAAUCUUCGACGAAUGAAUCUGGACACGUUUGGAAGGGAAAAUAUUUCCCUCAUCCGCCCCAUCCGAAAGAUCUGGAGAAAGCGAAGCAAUUUAAGCUCAAGAAACAUCCAAAUUUGAUUCCCAUGGGAAUACCUAAUCCCGUGUGUGACGACGCCAAAUCGAAUCUUGCCACAGAUUUUGAUCCAGAUGACAUUACGUUCCACGAAGAAUUCCUCUGUAUGCGUUCUUACAAGCAAUUUAUGCCAAACACCUCCGUAAAAGCGCGACAUUUAACGUACAACAUUCCAAAAGGUUAUCGUUUUCGACAUAUUUGUAUGAAUGAAACCAUCGAAUACAAAGAAAAUAUUCCGUCUUACGGGAAUCAUCGAGCUUUGUGGGCAGCAUGGGGAGAAUAUAAAUUUUUACCGAAACAGCGAUGGGUUCAUAAUUUAGAGCACGGAGGCAUAGUAAUGCUGUAUCAUACAUGUGCUUUACAUUCGGAAGUCCAAAAAUUAAGAGAAAUUGUUGAAAAUUGCCUUUAUCGUCACAUAAUAACUCCAUAUUCGGAUUUAACUGCUAAACGUCCUUUGGCAAUAGUUGCGUGGGGAAAUACUUUGGAAAUGUCAGUCGUUAGUCCAGAAAUUGUUCUGAAUUUUAUUAAAAAAUAUGCGUUACAAGCUCCCGAAAAGAUUCCGGAUCAAGGACAAUAUCAACAUUUGCUCAUUAAAAAUGCCACGAUAAUUUCGGAUUUUGAAGAUAGUAAACUUUGUCCAUAUCAAUCUGGUAUGAACGCGAAUAAAAAUUAAGACUUGACUAAAUUUAAUGAAAAAAAAUUCUUAAAAUUUGACGCGAGUUAUUUAAUAUUUGUUUUUCGCUUAAUGAUUUUAUUUGAGAAUUUUUUUAAAAACUUAUAAAUUUAUUUUUUUUUUCAUUUUUUAAAUUUUUUAAAAAUAUUUUUAAAUUUAAAUAAAAUUAUUAAAAUUUAAAUAAAACUAUUAAAUAAUUUAAAGAAUAAUUUUUAAAAUAUUUUAAAAAUUUAUUUAACAUGAAAUCAUAUAAUAACUAACAUUUUUACAUUCGUUAAAUUUUAACCACGUGACCUGA